Lathyrus oleraceus (garden pea) is the source of this 1140-nucleotide messenger RNA. RefSeq names its product abscisic acid receptor PYL9. NCBI's taxonomy places the organism in Eukaryota, Viridiplantae, Streptophyta, Magnoliopsida, Fabales, Fabaceae. Gene Ontology annotation, biological process: abscisic acid-activated signaling pathway. The coding region runs from base 165 to 731 and encodes 188 amino acids. Gene Ontology annotation, cellular component: nucleus; cytoplasm. The transcript is spliced from 3 exons. The record is from RefSeq and is a predicted model, not a curated record. Gene Ontology annotation, molecular function: signaling receptor activity; protein phosphatase inhibitor activity; abscisic acid binding.
UAAGGUUGACACUUUUUUACACCAACUACUCUCUCUCUCUCUCUCUCUCUCUCUCUCUCUCUCUCUCUCUCAAGCUUAUCCCUCUCCACCACUUGUUCUAUCUUCUUAUUCUUCUUCUUCUUUUUCUUUUGUUCUAGCCACCAAAACAAUAAUCAUCCAACAAGAUGAACAACGGUGGUGAACAAUACUCUGCUAUUGAGACACAGUACAUAAGAAGACAUCACAAACAUGAUUUAAGAGACAAUCAGUGUUCCUCUGCACUUGUUAAACACAUCAAAGCCCCUGUUCAUCUUGUUUGGUCUCUGGUUAGAAGAUUUGAUCAGCCACAGAAAUAUAAACCAUUUGUUAGCAGGUGUAUUAUGCAAGGUGAUCUUGGCAUUGGAAGUGUUAGAGAAGUGAAUGUUAAAUCUGGUCUUCCAGCUACAACUAGUACUGAGAGGUUGGAACAGCUUGAUGAUGAAGAACAUAUUCUCGGUAUCAGGAUUGUUGGUGGCGAUCAUAGGCUCAGGAACUAUUCCUCCGUAAUCACUGUCCAUCCGGAGGUUAUUGAUGGAAGACCAGGUACAAUGGUGAUUGAAUCGUUCGUCGUGGACGUGCCUGAAGGGAACACGAGAGAUGAAACGUGUUACUUCGUAGAGGCGUUGAUCAGGUGCAACCUGAGUUCUUUAGCGGAUGUCUCGGAGAGGAUGGCCGUGCAGGGUCGAACCGAUCCUAUCAAUGUUAAUCCGUAAGAAUGUAUAAAGGGUUAUGAUCCUUUGAUUUCUGAUCCCAAGUCCAAGUUUGGAGUAUGGUUGGAAACAUGAAUUUUAUUCCUCACAAGUUUUGGAUGUUUUGUUUUUCUUCUCUUAUCAUGGACACAUUACAUUCUCCCCAAACCAUAUCCCUACAACUUUUUUAGAUGUGUGUUCUUGUUUCGAAAACCGACGUUAGGAUCCUCUCCGCGAGCGAGCUCCGCUCGGGGAGAGGUUAUCGACUAUGGUUUUUGUAUGAGGAUCUAGAUUUCAUAAACACACGUGAGUUUGGGAAUGGAAAAGUUGUUUUUUUACUUGUUAAAUUCUUCUUGGAUUUUGUGGAUGGUGUUCUGUUAUUACAGUUAUUUGUAAAUACUUUUGUUGGAAAAAAAAGACUAUUUAUGGUUUU